CUGCCAGCGGAGGAGAGGAUGGCCUCUGUCAUAAAAACACAUGAAGAGAAUUGAGGAAAAGGAGAAGAUUGGCGGAGGGCAGAACCACGGCGCCGGUCUCCUCUCUCCUCCCCGCCGCUGAGCCGCGGACUCAGACGCCUUGUGAGAGACAAGCCGGGCACGUUCCGUUGGCGACACCAGCUCCGGAUGAAAUGCCAUGCUAUGUGCGGAUUUCUUGGCUUUUCUGAGCAGACGGAGACUGGAGAGAGAUAACUGUAACCGCGGAUUGGAGUGAGAGUCCGCCAUAUUCCGCCGUACCACGCCUGGGAGUCGAGCCGCUGGAACAUAAACGGACGUCUUUAUUCAUGGUUUCACCACAUUGCCAUCACCCGCGGACGGUAACGUGAACUCGGGGCGGGAGGGUGAGUGAUUGUGUUGAUUGGAAAACAACAACAGUGAAGACUUUGAAGGGAUGUGCGGCCACACAAUGCUGGACGAGAUCACACAGAGACGCACGGAAGACGCGUCUUAGAGGAAUCUGUUGCUCAUAUUGAGAAGGAAGAGCAGAUCACACCAAUUAGGAUCGCACGGAUAUUCAACUCAACCUGCUUUGGACACAAUAUCUUGAAGCUGUUCGGGGAAGAAAGCGGACCGAAGCGGGGGCUGGCGGUGGAGGAGGGGGCUCAAUAAUAUCAGAUAUCAAAUGUUGCAAUCUGUGCGCUGUUGUAAAGAAGAAGAAAAAAGGCGUACACGCGUUAAUUCACUGCAAGUGGGUCUGCACGAGGACGUUAUUUGGCAUUCACAGGCCUCUCCUUUUUUUAAAUUCACCACUGAAUCUGAAAUCUGAAUGAACCAGUAAGAGGAAAAAAAGCGAGAAGUGCGCGUUUAAAAACAACAACAAAACAGGAGCGAGAAUGACUCUGGAGUCCAUAAUGGCGUGUUGCCUCAGCGAGGAGGCGAAAGAAGCGAGAAGGAUCAACGACGAGAUCGAGAGGCAGCUCCGCCGGGAUAAGAGGGACGCACGCCGGGAACUGAAACUGUUGCUUCUCGGCACUGGGGAAAGUGGGAAGAGCACAUUCAUCAAACAGAUGAGGAUUAUCCACGGCAUCGGUUACUCUGACGAGGACAAAAGGGGUUUCACCAAACUGGUCUACCAGAACAUCUACACAGCCAUGCAGGCCAUGAUCCGAGCCGCAGAGACGCUCAUGGUCCCCUACAAAUAUGAGCACAACAAGGGCAACGCAAACAUUGUGAGAGAGGUGGACGUAGAAAAGGUCAGCAUGUUAAAGAAUCCUUAUGUAGAUGCAAUCAAGAGUUUAUGGAAUGACCCAGGCAUCCAGGAGUGCUACGAUCGAAGGAGGGAAUACCAACUCUCAGACUCCACUAAAUAUUACCUGAACGCGCUGGAUCGGAUCGCUGAGCCAGCCUACCUUCCCACCCAGCAGGAUGUGUUGAGGGUUCGGGUCCCCACCACGGGCAUCAUUGAGUAUCCCUUUGACCUGCAGAGUGUCAUAUUCAGGAUGGUGGACGUCGGAGGUCAGAGGUCGGAGAGAAGGAAGUGGAUCCACUGCUUUGAGAACGUCACCUCCAUCAUGUUCCUGGUGGCGCUCAGCGAGUACGACCAAGUUUUGGUGGAAUCGGACAAUGAGAACCGAAUGGAGGAGAGCAAAGCUCUGUUUAGGACAAUUAUCACGUACCCCUGGUUCCAAAACUCCUCAGUAAUUCUCUUCCUCAACAAGAAGGACCUGUUGGAGGAGAAGAUCAUGUACUCUCAUCUGGUGGACUACUUCCCAGAGUAUGACGGCCCCCAGAGGGAUGCCCAAGCAGGCCGAGAGUUUAUCCUCAAGAUGUUUGUGGACCUGAAUCCAGACAGCGAUAAGAUCAUCUACUCUCACUUCACCUGCGCCACUGACACAGAGAAUAUCCGCUUUGUCUUCGCCGCCGUCAAAGACACCAUCCUGCAGCUCAACCUGAAGGAGUUCAACCUGGUGUAGAGCGCAGCAGGGCUCCCGACAGGAGGCCCUCAGCAAACACUCACUGACGCAAUCUGUGAAAAGAUAGAUCGUAUAAUCACAUGAAAAGAUAAUCGGAGGGAGAAAAAAUCGAAUGGUUGCAUAAUCCUAAUUUAUUUUCCAUUUGUUGAUCUUUUGGUCCUCAAGGGGUGAGCAAAGUAAAUGUUAUCUAGCUAUUUAAGAUGUUGUUGAAAUAAGGGGGGUGGGGGGUUGGCGGCUGUUGAAUAUGUACAGCAACAAUGCUCAUUUUGAGCCUUUGUGCAUUGUGAAGAUUUUUUAUUUAAAUUGUUUUGCUUGUUUGACAGAAAAAAAGAAACUUCCUUGUCCACUUGAGGUGAGGUUUGGGGGCUCAGUGAGUUACAUCAGAGCUGGAACUAAUGCAAUUUGUUCCCUGCCUUUUUACUAACAAGAAGAAAAAGUGUUCUUACCUUGUUUUCUCCCCGUAACUGCCGGUUCAUUCUGAAGCUUCGUCCUGGGUGUUUACCUGUUAGCCCAACAGGAAACGAUGUAACAGAUCACUAAUUGACAGCUUUCAUUCUCCUUCAAAGCACCGGUUGGCAAGUCUCUUGUUAAUCCGUAUAAACUGUGAUUUCUAAAAAUGAUUUCUUAUUGAUUUGGUAUUCAUUGACUGAAAUUAUUAUUAUUAUUAUUUGUAAUAUUAUUGCAUUAACUUUGCUACCAUCCGGUGAUGUGAGACUAUGGAGGUACAUUCUCCACAUUUUGGGAGGAAAUAGCCAGAGUCUUCACAGUCACACGAGUUCUCCAGCGACGUAACCAUGACGUUGAGAAGUUUGAUGAUGUCGCUGACUGCUUUACACAGACUGAAGGGAAUUGAGGAGAGGAUGGUUUAUGAGACCAUGUUGUUAAAUUAUGUUCAACUGUGCCACAUUAACGCUUUUUAUUAUGGUAAUUUGUAUAUUUAUUGUGAAAUGCCAAAAAAAUUCGAGCACCAUAUUCUCUACCUUGCGCUGUUUGCUGCUUCAAUGAAACCAAAAGUGUUGAGGACAGGAAAAGAGCAGGGCUAAUGAAUGAAGACUUUACUGACUUUAUGUAUCAACUCCUGCAAGUAUCCAACUCAGUCAAUAGUCCCCUCCCCCAUCCCCCCAAGCUCUCUUGACUGUUGUCUUUCGAUGGCAGUGGAGAAUACAUUUGGCUAAUUCCUAGUUAAACGGACACAGUGUUGAUGUUUGGUUUGUACUAAAGUAGGCCUUUCUUUUUUUCUGAUUGGCUCCGCUGAUUUGCAAUUUCCUCGUUCUAUGUCACUUUAAGUAUUGUUUGUAACAACUUGCAACACGCCUGUAUUUUACAUUUAUUGAGGCAUAGUGCAAUUAUAAAUGCUAUAAUCAUUGUACAUACAUCUUUCUUUCUAUAUAUAUAUAUAUAUAUAUUGUAGAAUCUUUGUUGGCUUUGUAAUUACAUUUUUGGCAGAUUGAAUGUGCGGUGUUGAAAAUAUGUAUCUAUGUAAUUGUAUUGUACAUCAAAUGGCUAAUUCAUUUUUGGAAGAAGAAAUAAUGUUAUUUACAUGUUUUUUGUUUGGUUCUUGUUUUUAAAGAGGAGAAUGUAAUCUUUUUUUGUCUUUCUAGUUUUGUUUCUCAGCAAAGAGAUAUUGUUCAGCUUCAAAACGACAUGAACAGAAAUAUCUUUAUCUAAAAACACAUGAUCGGUAUGCCAGUUUGUUCAAUUUACUUUUAUAUGGGGAACAACUGCAGACUGAAUCCAAUCUACAGGGCUAAUUGAAAUAGUUUAGUUCUUAACUGGCUUCAGAACCAGAGCACUCAUCAUAUAGGUGUAACCACAUCACUCAUUGAUUUUGUUUCAAAUUGAACUUCAUCACACAGUGUCUCAAUAAGUAUUUACGAACUUUGUGAUUUCGUAGUGUGUCGCAUACCUUGUGAUCCUGAGCACUCCCCACCCCACUACCUUAGUAUGUUUCAUUUAACAAGUACUGCGAGAACUGGGUGGAUGGCAGGCAGGUUAUGUGUAGCUUCGGCUCAGAUUUUGUACAAAAAAUCUUGUUUCGGAUUGUAUUUUCUGAUUGUUUGUGCUUUUAAAUGGGGACGCCAUCGCCUUUACCACCUCAGAUGGAAAUUCUCCCCAAUAGAAACUCAGUAUAGUCAGUGUGAACACAAAGAAAGACUCAAACAAUUUGGCCUAAUUAGGAUGGUACAUUCACAGGUUCUUUUAUAUUUGUUGUGUUUUACUUUGAUUCAAUUUUGAAUGCCACCAUUUCAUUAAAAUGUAUGGUAUUAUUUUCGACAUUAUUUAUGAAAUGACAAGAUAAUAGACAAAAACACAACAGUUCACAUGUACAUAUUGCCUUAUUGAAUAAGCUGUGCCUCUGAAAUCUCAUACAAGGCACCUGUGUUUUUAUGAGAAGUGAAGCUAGUGCAACCAAUAACGUCCCACUGUGCAGCUGGAGGAGUGUUUGGUUCGGGCUUGGUGGUCUCUCCUUGUUAUUCUGUGCUAUAAGACGCCCCGGGAACAGCUUUGAAGUGCAGCUAAUAUAACACCAUUACAGGAUGUAAGAACAUCAUGAGUGAAUUGAAAUAUGAACACACCUUAUUGAUUUCAUAAUAUUGUCACAUCAGACUAAUGUCUUAAAACGUAUGCCACAGUGCAUUAUAAUGCAUUAAACAGCCUGAUGUAACUACAUAUUAUCAAGAUCUGUGGUAUGUGACACAAUCUGGAUUCUAAUCCACCACCAGCCACCUGUGGUGGGUUUUUUUUCGCCACAUUUGGCUGUGGUUUGGCAUCUAGCAGCCACUUUGGCAGGCAACCAGCCUUCCCUCAGAGGUCCUGUUGUUUUCACAUAUUUUAGUUGGCAGGCAAAAUUUCUUACAAGGAUGAUUGAUUUUGGCAGGCAAAACCCGCUUCAACAAGUUAAAUUCCAGCCCGAUUCCCAGUGAGAGCUGAGUAAAUCUUACAACAACCACUUCUCAAGUGCAGGGCCUCAUAGGAAAAUAACUGAACUUGUCACACAUUUCACUGGAUGUUAAAAACGGUGUUUAAUGUGAUUCUGCUUGUUGCCAGAGGAGAAGUUUCGAAGAUGGACGAUAGUUUCAACUUAUCAGUGUUGAUGGUCACUUGUUGUAGAGUUGCAGUAAUCGGUAACUUGUGUCCCUGCUUUGAUAAAGUACUUACUUACACUGUCCCUGCUGCUUCAAGGGAAAGCCAUGUUUAAACAAUUCACACUGCAUUCAACCCAGUGAGCAGAGAUUGCCUGGCCCUGUUUGUGAGCUUCAAAGAGUAAUAAAAAUAUGAAAAAAUA
Molecule: messenger RNA, 5259 nt
Organism: Pseudoliparis swirei
Lineage: Eukaryota; Metazoa; Chordata; Actinopteri; Perciformes; Liparidae
Product: guanine nucleotide-binding protein G(q) subunit alpha
Exons: 7
Coding region: 894-1973 (359 amino acids)
Biological process (GO): action potential; phospholipase C-activating dopamine receptor signaling pathway; adenylate cyclase-modulating G protein-coupled receptor signaling pathway
Cellular component (GO): heterotrimeric G-protein complex
Molecular function (GO): G-protein beta/gamma-subunit complex binding; guanyl nucleotide binding; GTPase activity
Source: RefSeq, a predicted model, not a curated record